Molecule: messenger RNA, 226 nt
Organism: Ambispora gerdemannii
Lineage: Eukaryota; Fungi; Glomeromycota; Glomeromycetes; Archaeosporales; Ambisporaceae
Source: the annotation of a GenBank genome assembly
AUGAUUUUUGCAAAUGACGAGAUUCAUAAUAAUACUAUUCGUGAAUGUCAGCAACAACUUCAUCAAUUAAUACAACUUCCAACCAAAGAACAUAUCAUUUCAUCUAGCUCAACCAGCUUCUCUUCUAAUAACAUGUUUGCAGAUAUUAUAUUCGACACUCAAAGAUCAAGUUCUCUGGAUGAAUUAGAUUAUUACCUUGAUUUUAGACGGAUACCCGUGGCUCUUC